Megalops cyprinoides (Indo-Pacific tarpon) is the source of this 439-nucleotide messenger RNA. It is a transcript of the gene ndufs6, whose product is annotated as NADH:ubiquinone oxidoreductase subunit S6. The coding region runs from base 12 to 401 and encodes 129 amino acids. The record is from RefSeq and is a predicted model, not a curated record. Gene Ontology annotation, biological process: mitochondrial electron transport, NADH to ubiquinone. The transcript is spliced from 4 exons. NCBI's taxonomy places the organism in Eukaryota, Metazoa, Chordata, Actinopteri, Elopiformes, Megalopidae.
UUCAGAAAAAAAUGGCCGCCCCCGCCGGUAGGCUGCUGUCCUUCGGUAAAAAUGCGAGGACACUUCUGGCACCACUGAGGUUGUUGUCAGUUUCUGUUCAUCAGUAUGGUGCUCAGGUGUCUAGUACCGGUGAGAAGAUCACGCACACCGGACAGGUGUACGACGAACAAGACGUGAGGAGAAUGAGAUUUGUGAACAGACCAAAAGAGGUGAAUGAGAACUUUGCCAUUAAGAUGGUGGCGGAGGAGCCAGUGAGCACUGUGGAGACCAGGAUAGUGUCAUGUGAUGGAGGUGGAGGAGCUCUCGGUCAUCCCAAAGUCUACAUCAAUCUGGAUAAAGAGACCAAAACGGGCACAUGCGGUUACUGUGGCCUGCAGUUCCAGCAGAAGCAUCACCACUGAAGCACUGUUUCUGUCCACCUUGUCUGUAGUUGAUUCUU